Pygocentrus nattereri (red-bellied piranha) is the source of this 857-nucleotide messenger RNA. RefSeq names its product collagen alpha-1(VIII) chain-like. The transcript is spliced from 4 exons. Bases 108 to 671 code for a protein of 187 amino acids. Lineage: Eukaryota; Metazoa; Chordata; Actinopteri; Characiformes; Serrasalmidae. The record is from RefSeq and is a predicted model, not a curated record. Gene Ontology annotation, molecular function: protein binding.
AGAGAGAGAGAGAGAGAGAGAGAGAGCGCAGAGCAAGAGCUUCUUCCUGGUUCUAGUUCCUCUUAUAAAGCUGGUCAGGGCGUAACGGUCAGCAGAAAGAACGCAGCAUGGAGCAAAAGCUGGACCACCUCAUGACUCAUUUCUCAGAUGUGAUGGAGGAGGUGAGGGGAGAACUCAGAGAAAUGAAAAAACUGCAGGAUUUAGAGAAGAGACUGAAAAACGUGGAAGAAAUGCUGGAGGAGAUGAAGAAGGAAAAAGAGAAAAAGGUGGCCUUUUCUGCAUCGCUGUUGGCCUCUGGAGAAGGAUACACUGGACCCAUGAAACCUGUGCCAACACCACUGAUCUACAAAAAAGUCUUCAGCAACUAUGGGAACGGCUACAACCCAGAUACAGGGGUCUUCACUGCUCCGAUUAAAGGAGUUUACUUUUUCAGGUUUUACGCUCACUGUCAAGGUGGCACCACGAUGGCUGUCAGCCUGUAUAAAAAUGAUGAGAGGCAGUGCUCUGUGUUUUCCUGGAAGCCUGCUGCCAAUGGCAACGCCACCAACGGGACUGUCCUCACUCUGGAGAAGGGAGAUCGGAUCUACACCAAGCUCUGGGAUGAGACCUGGGUGUUCGAUGACACAGCAGGCUACACAAGUUUCAGUGGAUUUUUGCUUUUCCCCCUUUAAAUGUAAACCUGAAAUCCUGAAAUAUCAUAGAUUCAGCAUUUACAUUACAUUAUCAUGUGUGGUGCGGGUUAUAUUACUGGAUCUUACUGUUACUGGAGAAGCUUUAGCCAGACAGUUUAGUCAUAAAGGAGGGAAUGUAUUUCUCAGAACCUGGUAAUAAAGUCUCAUAUACUUUCAAGCAUUUAA